Molecule: messenger RNA, 1086 nt
Organism: Lycium ferocissimum
Lineage: Eukaryota; Viridiplantae; Streptophyta; Magnoliopsida; Solanales; Solanaceae
Product: heavy metal-associated isoprenylated plant protein 28-like
Exons: 3
Coding region: 291-722 (143 amino acids)
Molecular function (GO): metal ion binding
Source: RefSeq, a predicted model, not a curated record
GUCUCCAAAUAUUAACAACUAGGGUCAAAUAAAAAUGUGAUAUAGGAAAAGAUAAUAUGAUUGUGGGUUGGACCACAUUUAAAUAUACUAGUUUAAGUUAUUUUUCCUUCUCUUUCUGAUGUCUAUACGCUCCGAAUAAUAGAUAGACAUACCUGUCCAGGUCAAGUUUUGUGUGUAUAUAAACACACACAGUAGACACACAAAGGCACACGAAAUAAACUUAGAUAUUUCAUCUAAAGGAAGUCUACAUUAUUUGUGUUGCUAGCUAGCUCUUCUCAAAGUCGCAAAAUAUGACGAUUGUGGAAAUGAGAGUGCACAUGGACUGUCCAGGAUGCGAAAGUAAAAUAAGAAAGGCUCUCAAGAAGCUUAAGGGAGUGGACAACAUUGACAUAGACAUGAACAUGCAAAAGGUGACAGUAACAGGAUGGGCAGAGCAGAAAAAAGUCCUCAAAACAGUGAGGAAAACUGGAAGGAAAGCUGAACUAUGGCCAUAUCCAUACAAUCCUGAAUACCAUAACUAUAUGCACCAUUAUUAUGACACAUUCUACAGCAGGCCAGGCACUUACUUCGCCCCACCUUCUUCUUCCUACAACUACCGCGAGCAUGGCUACAAUGGCCAUGCAAACGGUUACUAUGCAGAGCUACCUUACAAUACUAUCUUUGAUGAACGAACCAGACACAUGUUUAGUGAUGAUAAUGCCACUGGCUGUUCUAUAAUGUGAUUUGAGCUGAUUCAGGAUGCUCAUGAGGAGGUUUCCAAUGCUCUAUUUGCUUUCUUUGUUCUAUCUUUUAGGUAGAUGUUUGAUUUGCAAAAUUAGGCUUUUGGGGAUUUUUUUUUUUUUUUGGUUCCAUUGAGGUCGAGAAAGGGGGACUCUGCAGCUUACAAUGGAAUCAAGGUCUGCUUGUGUUUGUUCUUUUGCUUGCAUAAUCCAUAUUUGAAUGUAUAUAUUUAAUCAUAUUGUUAAUUUUGUUGUUCAAUUUAAUUUUCCUUUCGAACGUGGAAAAGAGCAAAUCAGAAAAUAUCUCAAGAGUUCCUUUUCCUUCAAAUAUAGAGCUACUUAACCUAUAUAGUGAAGGCUCUUAACU